This is a messenger RNA of Eutrema salsugineum, 369 nucleotides long. RefSeq lists its product as uncharacterized. NCBI's taxonomy places the organism in Eukaryota, Viridiplantae, Streptophyta, Magnoliopsida, Brassicales, Brassicaceae. Gene Ontology annotation, biological process: mRNA processing. The record is from RefSeq and is a predicted model, not a curated record.
AUGGCGACUCUAAUGAACAGGUUAUUCAGGAGCAAGUCUUGCUUCAGUCCAAUUCAGAGGCUUACUCCUUCUCUCAUCACUUACCAGAAGAAGCCAUACAUCGAAUCUGUUUUCGAGAAAUCUGACCCAGCUUCUCUUGCUAAUCCCGUGAUUACGAUCUCCGGGAAUGAUUCCGAUCAAUCUAUGCGGUUUUGUCCUAGUUUCUCCAUGGGCUGCUCUAUGUCGGAUCUAGCUGAAACAGCGUCCUUUGAGGAGAAAGAUGAGAAGAAUAUCGUGAUUUACGCUGAUAGUGUGAAGAAGAAGAGGAAGAAGAAGAUGAACAAGCACAAGUACAGGAAACUCAGGAAGCGUAUGGGUCGAAAAUCGUAG